GGCCACUUCCUUUCUUCACUGCAGUCUCGCUGUCCCCACACUGCUCCUGCCUCAUGGCACCAACGGUUGUGGCCCUCAUCCUGGGUUGGUGGCUGGUGGCAGCGAGCAGGGCACAGCAACUGCCCCAACCCUCCCUGUCACUGCACCCCAGCCAGGGGGUGUCCCUGGGGGACACUGUCACCCUGCGCUGCCACCUGCCCCGCAUGGCUGCCUGGGUCCAGCUCUGGCUCAAUGGAACUCUGAGAUUUAAGAAGGAAAAAGACAAGGAGCAGGAUGCAGCUGAGUUCUCCUUUGCUGUCACAAACCUGGAGGACGCCGGGACAUAUCAGUGUCGGUACCAGGUGUCAGAGCCACUGUGGACAUCAAAUCAGAGCGACCCCGUGGAGCUGGUGCUGACAGGGCCCCAGUGUCAGCCAUGGGUGGAACUGUCACGGCAUCCCUGCCCUGUGAUGGGGACACCCAACCACUCGGAGCCCACAGGUGCCAAGGGGCGGUUCCAUGGGAACCUGGUGGUGGCGGUGCUGAGGGGCUGUGCUGCUGUCUUGGUCUUCAGCCUGGGCCUCUACUUCGUCUUCGAUGCCCGCAGCCUCUGGACAUGGAGAGAUGAGAGUGCUGGUGUCACCCCUGAGAUGCACAAGUCAGUGCAAUUGCAGGGGCCCUCCAGGGACAGCGAGGAUCUGACCUACACCGAGAUGCCAGCUGCCAUCCCGUGCUCCCAGCCUCCCACUUACCCCACUGCCCCCCAGUCCCCUGUCAUCUACAUCACAGUGAGCACUGAUUUACCGCGCUGAUGGGCCUCCCCAAGUGUCUCAUUUCUGGGGUGUGUGGAAGGGGACAGACCUCAAAUUCCCUGCUUGGGACUCCCUGAUGUCCUGUUCUAACCACAAACCAGAUAACCUCCCCAAAUCUAACAAUCCCACAUUCUCACUGGUGCAUCCCAAAUGCUUCCCACACACACCGAAUCCCUAAAUGCUCAUCUCUUACCCCAAAGUCCUUCUUUAUCCCCGCAAAUCUCUUAACAGUCCCUGAGACCACCAAAUGCUCUCCCAUCCGCUCCCAAACACCACCACCAUUCCUGUGAGACCCCCUCAUCUGUCGCAAUCUAUCCCUCCUCUGGAGAUCCCCAGACAUGCCCCUUUGCUCCCCUUCCAUCUCCCACUGAUGCUCGACAGAUCCCCUAUAGAUUCCCCAAUAUUUCCUGCCUCCUAUUCUGUUCCAGUUUUAUCAUUGGUCUUUGGGUGCUGAGCAAUUCCUUUGUGCAUCACUUGCUUUCAAAAAAUAUGUUCAUAUAUCUCAUCAUCAUUACUGUUAUGUCUCUCUUCGUUUUCGGUCUCAGUAAAUAGAUUUUAUCUGAACCUACAAA
This is a messenger RNA of Gallus gallus (chicken), 1363 nucleotides long. RefSeq names its product platelet glycoprotein VI-like (gene CHIR1AB15). Lineage: Eukaryota; Metazoa; Chordata; Aves; Galliformes; Phasianidae. The record is from RefSeq and is a predicted model, not a curated record. The transcript has 6 exons. Bases 54 to 791 code for a protein of 245 amino acids.